AUUACGUCACUAAUUUUUCUAUAUAAGCUUUGAAUUUUUAAAGAAUUUUUAACUUUUGGGAAAAUUUACUUAUUUUUUUUAUCAUGAUGCUGACAUCAAUAAUUUACGUUUCCUUUUUAUUCGUCUACAGUGUGGUAGCAGAAACAGAAAUCGACUGUACGUAUCGACAAUCGGAUGGAGUUAAAUUGCCUGGAACAUGUAUAAAACCUGGUAAAUGUGCAAAAAUAUAUCCUGAAUUAGAUGUACUAUUCCCUUGUAAUGAUAACAAAUCCCAACAGCAAGGAUUAUUUUGUUGUCCAAAGUCAAUGGAAGAAGUUACAGCAGAAAUCAAUUGUCGAUAUUCACGAAAAGGAAAAACAAUCCCAGGAAUUUGUGUUCAGUCUAAUUUAUGUAAUAUUCCCUCAUUAAAUAACUUAGUAUUGCACGAAUGUCAUGAGAAUGAAUCUGAGAGACAAGGAUUAAUUUGUUGUCCAAAGGAUUCUUGAUAAGAUUACUAUACCAUGAGAAGAAGUUUAAACUUUAAAAAUCACAAACAAAAAAUACUAAAUGAAAUAUUAUAAGAUAGAAAUGAAAAUUAUAAAUAUGUACAAUUAUGCUAAUUUUGUAAUUAUUAUAUAUAAAAAAAAAACAAAUUUUUAAAAAAUAA
Molecule: messenger RNA, 646 nt
Organism: Leptopilina boulardi
Lineage: Eukaryota; Metazoa; Arthropoda; Insecta; Hymenoptera; Figitidae
Exons: 5
Coding region: 84-485 (133 amino acids)
Source: RefSeq, a predicted model, not a curated record